Messenger RNA from Monodelphis domestica (gray short-tailed opossum), 3006 nucleotides. It is a transcript of the gene FAM131C, whose product is annotated as family with sequence similarity 131 member C. The record is from RefSeq and is a predicted model, not a curated record. Lineage: Eukaryota; Metazoa; Chordata; Mammalia; Didelphimorphia; Didelphidae.
AGAAAGCGACUUGGAAGAGGUGACCUUCAAACUGGACCUCCAUGGUGAUGGGAGGAAGGGAGUUCAUUCCUGCCGCAGGGAACUCAUCCUCUCUUUCCGUUCAGCUGCGGGCAGAGAGUGCCUAGGCACCCCAAGCCCUAUUCCUCAUCCAGUUCCUGGAUGAAAGGAGGCUCGCCAUUCUUGACUCCCAAGCUGCUGGCCUUCCCAGUCUAAAGCAACAGGUGUAAGGGAGCUCAGUCCUCCUCCGCCUCCUCCUCCUCCGCUGCAUCUGGGAGCUAGCUAGGCUGGGGCGGAGCCCUAGCUUUCUCCUCCAGGGAGCCCUCAGGGCUUUGCCCUGGUCCCCCAGGAGCGGUCCAAAUCCCACCCGAAAUGCUAGCAAAAGAGGAGGGAUUCAGAGAGAGCGGCAAAGAGAAGGAAGAGAAGUGGGAUAGAAAAAGGAGGGAGGAAAUAGCAAGUAGAAAGUGAGACAGAGCAGGGAACGAAGCAGCGCAGGGAGGGCACAGAGGAGAGGGGAACAGAUUAGGGAGGGUCAGAGAGCAAAGAGGGGCAGCCAGAUCGGAGAGGGACAGACCGAGCAGAGGGGUCAGACAGAAGGGAGGGGCACACAGUAGGGAGGGCACAGAGCGGAGGAAGAGGGGCAUAGAUCGCUGAGGGGCACACCAAGCGUAGAGAGCACAGCGUGGAGAGGGAGCGAGGCAGGGCUGCGGAGAGGGAUAGAGAUAGGAGAGAAGGAGGAGGGGACGUGGCUACAGCGGGCGAAUCCUCCGAGGCUUCCUGCCUGGCAGGAACCGGAGGCGCUAGCCGGGCUCCCCGUGUCCUCCGCCUCCUGCUGCUGCUGCCGCCGCCGCCGCCACUGCUACUCUUCGGCGUUCCCCUUUCACCGCCCGCGCGGCUCGUGCGCCCCAGUCCCAGCCCCCGGCCUCAAACUUCCGCGGGCCCCCCAGGGAACCCGCGAGAGCGCUGAGGGAGCCCGGGGCGCGGGCGGGGUCUUGCGCCUGAGCCUGGCCCCGUUGCUCGGGCCGCCGGGCCGCCCGGAGCCGGGGCCGGGGCCAGGGCCGCGGUGGCGGUGGGGUGGCGCUGCCCGGCCCGGGAGACAUGAGCGGGCAUCCCUGUCCCAGACGGAAGGAGAACGGCCGUUCACCGCUCGGCCCGUGAUGGGCUCCUGCGUCUCCCGAGAAUUGUUCACAAGUGCCCACAAGGACUGCCCUUUGCCCAGGGGCAUAGAUUGCCCAGCCCCAGGCCUCCCUUCUGGCUGCCUUCCCUCUGAUGCUCCAGACCAUGUCACCAGUAAGGAAAAACAAAUGGAUUUCUGUUGGGAUCCCUGGCAGAAAUGCUUCCGAACUCCCAAUGGCUUCCUCUCUGAGUCCAAGGCUUGUUCGAGUAACUACAAUGUGGCCGCCCUAGCCACCUCAUCCCUGGUGGGUGUGGUACAAAGCAUCAAGGACCACAUCACGAAGCCAACAGCCAUGGCCAGGGGCCGAGUGGCCCACCUGAUCGAGUGGAAGGGCUGGAAUGCCCAGCAGUCUGGCUGGGACCCAUCUCCAGCAGAGGAGGAACAUUAUAGCUACCUACCUGAUGAGCUGAGGGAGGCCCGAUUUGCUGCAGGGGUUGCUGAACAGUUUGCCAUCACAGAAGCCACAUUGAGUGCCUGGUCCUCAAUAGAAGAUGAGGAGAUGUGCCAGGGAGAGAGUUCCCAGGAUGUCAUCCCACUGCAGGACCUUGGGAGCAUGUACCUGCAGGACAGCCUCCUGAGUGGGCCCUUGCUGGACAGCAGCCUCCAGGCCUUCUCCUCCUCACUCUCUUCAUCCCUUCCUGCUCCUGGCCAGCCUGCUGAGAAUUGGGACUCACCUGAGGAGCCAUCCACAGUGGAGCCAUGGCCUCCCAGUCCUCAAAAGCAGCAGCUGCUGCUAGAAGUGGAACCAGAAGCUGUUGAAGAUCAAACCCAAGCAGAGCCCAAGACCCAGCUCCACAGUUCUCUGCGCUAUGUGGACAGCAGCUCCCUGUCAGAGGAUGAGGUCUUCUAUAACUGAGGCUGGGCCCUAGGCUGGCACUGGGGUGGCCCAGAGAAAGACACCAGGAGAAGGAAGGAGGAUAAGGGGCCCCUCCUUUCUUCACUGACCCCAUUGACCUCCCUGCCCUGAUGCUCAUACCAUACCAAGGGGUGCCAACAGGGGCCUGCUUGUCCCUAUCAGCUAUGGCUUGGAACCCAUGGUGCAUCAGAGUUCCCAAUGUCUAGAGUUGAGGGCUGUAGUGCUGGACCUAUGGCUCUCUUUGGGUCCUUUGACAUCUUGAUGGGAUGAGCAAGUUAGGAAGUGGGUAGGCAUGGGGCCAUGGUGGAGUCACAAAGGAAGACUCCUUAGGAAACCAAUUGGUGCCUCAGUUUACCCCCCUGUUCAAUGGGAGCCAUAUCUUCCUGCCCUUUCCCUUUCCCUUUCAAUUUGGGGGGUAAGACUGGACAGAAGCUGGCUCAGGGGUCUCCUCUAUGCCCCCCAUUCCCACUGCCUCUGACCUUCCUUAGCCUCUCCUUAGGGCCCAGCAGGAUACUGAGCUCUGUGACAUCAAGAGUUGUACCUGAGAAAUCUUCCAUGGAGGCAUGGAGGGCACUUGAAGAUAGCAAGUGAUUGAAUGGGGGGAGGGUCUGAAGCCCUGGAUUUCACUCUCAGUUUCCCCCCACACCUCACACUUCUAUCUGGGAUAAGCUGUCUAACCCCUCCCUCCCUCAAUGCUUCUUCCUGCCCCCUUCCGCCAGCCCUCCUGCUACAAGGUGGGAAACCCCUCCCCUGGCAGCUAAAGGUCCCCUCUCGUCACUGUGAGUGUCUGUCCAUUCUCACACCAUAGCACUUCCUGGACACCCCAGGGAUUGGUUCCCAAGUUGCUGGAGAACCUUCCCUGAAGUCUCCCAACAGGGCCCCCUUGGUGGACAGUCGUCCUCUCUUUCCACUCUAUCCCUCCUCUCCCCUUCCCGCCAUGUUCUUGAAGACAUUAAAGUGGUGGAUUUGUCCUGUA